AUGCAGCGAGGUGCGCUGGCCGAGGCCGCCGCACAGCUGCCGUCCAAGCACAUCGCGUGGCUGCAACGGUGGUACUACCUGCGGCGGCUGCUCGAGGCGAACGUGCGCGUCGUCGCCCUCGACACCGACAUGGCCAUCACCGCUGACCCGUUCCCGCUCUUGCGCGCGUACCAGCUCGUCACGACGUACGACUUCAAGGGCGGCUUCGCAAACACAAACAUCGGCUUCGUCUGCCUGCAGAAUGCGACGCGCGGCGGCCCGGUGCACGCGCUCUUCGGCGAGUUCGAGGCGCGGGCGCGGGUCGCUCGCUCGCUCGCCGUCACGCCGCCUCGCGAGCAGACUGCGCGGUUCGUGACGCAGUACAUCUGGGACCAGAACCUGUUCAACAAGGUGCUCCUCUCGGCGCUGGCGGGCCACGCGGCCUACCUGCCCGACCGCGCCAACGCCGCCUGGACCGCUGCAAACCGCGCCAAGCUGCGCGCGCGAAACCACUGGCUGCAAGUCGACCCGCCCCUCGCGCCCCCUGGCUGGCUGGGCAGCAGCGGAAAGUACUUCCCGCGCGCGCCGCGCCUGUACGGGCGCAGGCCGUGGGGCUUGGGGCACAGCCUCAAGGCCGAGGACUACGGCGCGCGGCCUCUCCCGGCCUAG
Molecule: messenger RNA, 648 nt
Organism: Emiliania huxleyi CCMP1516
Lineage: Eukaryota; Haptophyta; Isochrysidales; Noelaerhabdaceae
Exons: 4
Coding region: 1-648 (215 amino acids)
Source: RefSeq, a predicted model, not a curated record